Medioppia subpectinata is the source of this 470-nucleotide messenger RNA. The record is from the annotation of a GenBank genome assembly. Lineage: Eukaryota; Metazoa; Arthropoda; Arachnida; Sarcoptiformes; Oppiidae.
GUAUCGUAAGUCUGAUGACUCGUCUGACAAGUCUAUUAUCUCGUGAAGACAAUGAUUUGUGCCAUAAAAUCACUUUAGUUCAGGCAAUAAAACCACAUUAUUAUGCAUUCCGAUGGCUAACUCUUCUCCUAUCACAGGAGUUCCCAUUGCCCGAUGUUUUAAGGCUUUGGGAUUUCCUGUUCUCUGAUGAAAAGCGAUUCAAUUUUCUACUUCAAACUUUGGUUCGCGAGGACCUAAUGAGUGGUGACUUUGCAUCCAAUAUGAAACUAUUGCAGAACUUUCCCGAACGCAUAGAUCUCAACCAAAUUAUCAAUAGAGCCAAACAAAUACAUAUGACCUGAAGUUUUUAUACAUCAAUUAAAUGUAACCAUAAUAAAAGUAUAUUCAAUUUUAGAUCAAAUUUUAUGCAUAAUAUUUGCAAAAUAUGAAUACAUAAUCAAUCCAUUUAUCAAUAACUUACUACUAAUCGG